Messenger RNA from Dreissena polymorpha, 5113 nucleotides. RefSeq lists its product as uncharacterized. Gene Ontology annotation, cellular component: chromatin; nucleoplasm. The transcript has 7 exons. The coding region runs from base 127 to 1836 and encodes 569 amino acids. Gene Ontology annotation, molecular function: zinc ion binding; ubiquitin-protein transferase activity; protein binding. Lineage: Eukaryota; Metazoa; Mollusca; Bivalvia; Myida; Dreissenidae. The record is from RefSeq and is a predicted model, not a curated record. Gene Ontology annotation, biological process: positive regulation of DNA-templated transcription.
UAAUGGCAAACUUCAAUACAUGCCAAAAUCUGUGAAAAGGCACCUUUAACAGUAACUUAGUAGGUAAACACGGCACGCGGUUUAGACAUAUGGAAAUCGAAAGUGGUUUUGUAAAGAAAUCACAAAAUGGCGUCUAACUUGAACAAUUCGCAGCAAAAGGGAUCAGACGUAUUUUACGACGUUUGUUGUUCUGUUUGCGAAGAGGAUGGGAUACAUAAUGAAGGACUGUUUCAUUGUAAAAUAUGUUUUAAAACAUACUGCGACGAAUGUGUGAAAAUGCACAAAAAGCUACUUAAGGAUCACGCGGUGUCAGCGAAAUCUGACGGUGAAAGCUGGUAUGUUGCGAACAAAGUGGACGAUACUAUAGAGUUAUGUGAGGAGCACACGACUGAGAGACUAACGAUGUUCUGUGAAGAUCAUGAACAGUUGCUAUGUCAUUUAUGUCUCCUCCUAAAACACAGGCAAUGCAGUAAGGUGUUUACAUUGGCUGAACAGGCUAAAUCAAACUCACAACGUAUACCCCUUGUUCAAGUGACGAAAGGAAUAGAAAAGUCGCAGAAGCGUUUAAAGGAUAUGGUGGACAGAGGAAAAGAUAACAUAAAAUCACUUAAAGCUUCUUACGAACAAAUUUGUGAAGAAAUACUUGAUGAACGUCGACAGAUCAACGAGAAUCUUGACCGACUUCAGCAAAACACCAUAAGAGAAUUGCAAUCAAUUCACGAGCGCUUAAAUAAUUCCAUUGAAGAUGACACCAAGCGAUGCUUAGAAUGUAUUUCAAAGUUAAAGAUAUAUGGCGCUAAGCUCAAAGACAAUAUUCUACCUGAACGAACGUUUAUUACGUUAAGAAAAUGUAUUGAUCAAACUGCUGCAGCAGAUUCACUCCUAAAAAGCAUGAUCAAGAAUGAUGGAACUGAUAUUAAAUUCCAGCCUAACCGUGAAUUGAUUCAAUGUCAUGCAGACUGCACUGAUCUUGGGAAAAUCAUCAUAGGCGAUCCACAACAUAACGUUGAUCCAAACAAGAUUGUCAGCAUCGAGGACAAGUCAGAAUAUAAUGUUCAAACAGCUACUGAUAAAUACCCAUGUGCGAUUACGGGUAUAUGUUCAACUUCCAACGGGGAUCUCGUCAUUGCUGACUUUCACAAUAAAUGCGUGAAACUCCUUAAUCAGGCGUACAAGGUGAUUGAUCAAGUUAAGCUGCCUUCUUAUCUGAUGUCCAUGUGUAGCAUUUCCUCCUUCGAAAUGGCGGUGAUUGUUAGCAAACAUAAAGCUGAUGCUUUUAGCGGGAUUCAUUUCUUACGGGUAGAUGGCGGAAAGAUUAUACGCAAACAGGUUCUAAAAAUGAAUCAUGUCUGUUAUGGAAUUGCGCAUGUCGAUGCAGAAGUGUUUGUGACUUCCGGUACUGCGUUGUACGAAUACACAAUGGACGGACGGUUAGUAAAGAAGUUAUACGAAGAUAAUACUGGAAUAUACCGAGUUGUAGGUGUUGGGGUGAGUCCUGAUGGGAAGAUGAUCUAUGUGACGGACAUAAUUAAUGGCAUGCUUCGCACGCUGACCAGGGAUGGAACAGUCACAGCUACGUUCCAGGAUCCCGCAUUCAAACAUGGCAUGAUUACAGCUUACAUACAUGUGGCAGCCACAGGGCAGGUUUUCGUCUGUGGUGACAACUCCAUAAGUCAAGUGGAUACAGUCGGCAAGACAAUCCUCAAUACCAUCUCUGUUGACAUUGCAAAACCUGCAUCUGUCUACUUUAAUGAAGAAACGAGAAAACUAAUAGUUGGAUUUUGGAGCCACGACAACAUCAAUGAGUUCAAAACAAAAACAGUUCCGACUUUUUAAUUGACAAAAAAAGCUAAUAAAGAAAGUAAUAACAGCAUUACGUAAUUGAUACUAUUAUUCAUUUAUUAACCGAAUUUCUAUUUCAAUAAAUUAAGAAGCUUUAAUAAUUAAAUUCAACCUUUUUAUUAUUUUCCUUUUUUGUACAAUUUUACAUGAACGAAAUUUACGUAGUGCAUGUAAUUUACUUUCGGUAAACGGUUGCGAAUUUAUUAAUAACAUUGAAUUUUGGUUUUGAAGUGCAUGUUUGGUUUUGUAUGUAUAUAAGUAUUUUAGAUUUUUAUUCAGAUUUAAUUUCAUACGUCAUUUAAAUGUGUCCUAGUUAUAGUCAUGACAGUCAGAUUAGCUACAAUUAGACCUGAUCAAAACAUGGAAAUAAUGUCAUUCAUUAUAGUUAGCUCACCUGAGCAUGAAGUGGUCAAGGCAAGCUAUUAUAAUCACCCUACGCCCGUUUUCUUUCAGCGUGUAUUGUGCUUUGUGUGUCAUCAACUGUUAGCUCAUUAACAUUCUAGAGGUAACAUGUUUUAUCCGAUCUUGAUUAAACUUGGUCAGCAUAUUUAUAUGGACAAUGAAAUAAUCUGAGUCACGUUAGCGUAAAAAUAGGUGACCAUGUAAAAUGUUUAAAAAGACACAAUUGUUUCCACUUUAAGACCUUAUUUAUUACUCAUUCAUGAUAAAACUUUGCCGGAAUUGUAAUCCUGACAUUGUCUAGGCCAAGAUUGAAUCUGGGUCCGUUGCUUCCCAAACCUAGGUCACCAGGUCAAAUCUUUGAAAAACCUUGUUACUAAUCUAAAGGCCCAAUAUAUGACUCAAACUUGAUGAAACCAGGACAAAAUGUUUAUAUGACAAUAUAAAGGACAGGUUUGAAUCUGGGUCAGGUGUGGUCAAAAACUAGAUCACUUGGUCAAAUCCUUGAACUUAGAUGAGCGCACAAGGGCCAUUAUUAAAAAAUCGCUUUACUGCCUUCGCUGUGAAGACUUUGGUGACUAUAUCGUGUAUAAGAUAUUUGACUCCAUAAUAUAUUUCAUCCGGAAAAAACAUUUGAAACUUGAAAAAAAAAGUUUUGAAGUAAUGAUUGUGAGUGAAUAUGUAAAUAAUAUUGCUUUUUUUCUAGUAGCUGUGAAAUAAAGAGCAAUUGCAUACGACAUAUUUAGAGUAAUACGAUGAUGAAUGAUUAUGACGUGGUUAUCAUUCACAAUUUUAUUGUAUUAUAUCCGGUUCUCGUCGUUAUAUCAUAUAAAGAUAGUGUAUUGUUGUUAGAAUUUGUACUAAUCACGAAGUCAAUCAAAGCCUUCAGGAACUUCUAUCUUUCAAAUGUUGUAGUUUUUGUAUUUCAUAAAUUAAAAUCACCGUUUAGAGUCCCUCUUUUGAUUUUGUUCCGAAUGGAUGGACAAUAUGCUUUAAUGGGAAUUGGAACAUAUUUAAAAGCUGAAUGAAUAACAUCGUCCUACCCAUUGUUGGUCAGUCAUUGUAAGCAGGGAUUACAUAUAAAAAUUCAAUUGAUCACUACGGAGUAGUUUAUUUUUAGCGUCAAUAAUUGAAUGCACGUUAAUAUUUCUAAUAUAUUGAUAAAUUGAUAAUGUGAAACAAUACUACCAUUCUUGAAGGAAUGUGAAAAUUAUGCCAAGAUUAGUGUGAUUAACCUGCAUAAUUUUGUCAAUUUGUUCUUUAAACUUUGCAUCAAACCAAGUCUUGAGCUAUCUACCUUGUUUCAAGAUAAACACUUCAACGUGUCAUUGCAUCUAUUCUUUAAGUGUAAUGUACAUGAACACAUUUCACUUGAUUAACUGCGUGAAUUUGUAUCUGGGUAUAGAUCAGUACAUAGAGAAUAACAGGUUACUGCCAUGUAGUUGUGUAAUCUAUUAGGUAUUAAGGCGAAGAAAAAAAGUGAAUGCCGAGGCUUGCCGAGUGGUUGUUUUAUACGUGCCGAGCCUUUUUUAUGUUUAUUAUAAGUUCAAGUAAGGAUUUUUUUAAGAAACCAUGAAAUAUAAUUAAGCUGAAUUUAAAAAACAACAACAAUAAUAUGAAUAUGUUUAUGACGUUUGAUUUGUUUACCAAGACGUCAUGAGCACUUUUGUUUUUUUUAAAUGUGUGUGCUGCAUCUUGUAUCUACAAUAUAUAACAAAUUGGUAUCAAAUUGUUGGUGUUGUUUAGUAGAAAUAUGACCUGCGUCGAAGCAUUGACUCAUAUAACAACUUCCGGUUUACGUAAUAAAAAACUUAUCAAGUAUGAAAACAAGAGAAUAACAGGUUAAGAGGCUAAGAAUAAAUAAAUCGCGAGGCUUGCCGAGCCGGUUUUUAUUCGUGUCGAGCCUGAAAUUUUACAUAACGAUAAGUAACCUAUUUUUUGCCAUUUUGAACGAAUUAGUAAAAAAACUCUCGAUCUGCACCUCAGGCGGGAAAUAUUUGUAAAAUAAGUUUGAGCAGUUUUGAUGAUGUUUGUGUAUUGAAUAUACUACAUCUUUGUAUCAAUUCGUUUGACUUGUUGAAUCUGUUUCAUUUCUGCCGAAAUUGAAUACAUUACAUUUGAUUUCGAGUCAUAUGUCGUACCUCUAUAUAUUGACUGCGCCUCUUUAUCUCUUUAUCAUACCACUAUAUAUAAUUUAUCACACCUGCGUUGAUAUCGGCUUGAUACAAAGGUGCCUGUUUUAUUAAAACACAAUAUCAGAAAAUGAUCAGUUGUUGAAUGUUUAUAGGUUAGCCUAUAACGCUUCCAAAUCAGGCAUUGGUACCACUCCAAGCGCCUUAGAAAAAUAUAAUUAUAUGAGCCGCGCUCUGUGAAAAGGGGGUUUAACGCAUUUGCGUUAAGUGACACUUUCCGCCUUACCUUGGUUUUUCCUAAGAAAAGACUUUCUUUACACGAAACAUAUCAUAAGGGCGGAAAGUGUCGUCACUGAUUAGUCUGUGCCGACUGCACAGGUUUAAUCUGGGACGAUACUUUACACACAUGAAUUCAACGCUCUUUUUACAGAGCACGGCUCAUUUGUUCUGUUGCGUCUAUUCUGACAAGCAUUGUUUGUUAUGAUUUUAGAAGCAUGAAUGUUUUUUGGUAUAUUUUAUUAUCUCAGUUAUUCUUUUGUUUAAAAUGAUAUGCAUUUAGAGUUGCUGUGUGUAUAAAAAAUUUAUAUACGAUUGUUUUAUGUUAAUUGUCGUUUAAAUACUAUGUUAUAAGUUUGUGUUUCUUUUUUUCUAAUUUGCUACUGGAAUUUUCUAUUUGCUUAUAUAUGGUCUAAAUAAUACAUGUUUGUAUUCGUUCAUUGAACUAAUAAUUCUUUUCUGCC